Messenger RNA from Physcomitrium patens, 1994 nucleotides. RefSeq lists its product as uncharacterized. Lineage: Eukaryota; Viridiplantae; Streptophyta; Bryopsida; Funariales; Funariaceae. Gene Ontology annotation, molecular function: nucleic acid binding; zinc ion binding. The record is from RefSeq and is a predicted model, not a curated record.
GGCUGCCAGGUUGCGCAGGAGCUCGUUUCUGGAGCCGCCGAAGGUGAGCAUUUACAAUUUGGAAGGAGAUGGAUAGCUAUGGUGUGGCAAGUAGUUGUUGCUGGGUAGGAGAAUAAGGCAGUAUCAGAAAAAAAAAAAUACUGUAGUGAGCAGAAAGUGGUGGUAAGCAGACAACCAUGGGCACGAAGCAAAGAGCGUGGCAUGUCUCGUCCUCGCCUUCGUCAGUGGAGCGAGACUAUAUCGAUCUUUCUGACGAAGACGAUGAGCACGGGACCGCUGACUUGACGCUGAGCAUUCUAGCUAAGGCGGAGAAGCGCGAGCGGGAGAGAUUGGAAGAGAAAGCAGGACCCGAGGUGAUUGACCUGGAAUCGGAGGAUGAUGUGUGCACCCUGCGGGAGGAUGCGGAGGAGAUGAGGGAAGCUGUUUCUUUCAGAGGGUUGGAGCUGGAGGUUGAGCUUGAGGAAGGCGAGCUUAAGGAUAUGUCUGAAUCCCAAGGUGAUGUGGAGCUCGAGGCUCCCGUGUCGAAGGCGCAGAUGAAGAAGAAGAAGAAAAAGAAGGAAAAAAAAGAGAAAAGGGAGAAGCGGAAAAGAGAGGCACAAGCAAUUUUUGCGAUUACGGAUGCCUCUAAGCCUGCACCAGGCGAACCAGCAGAAUCGAAACUUCAAGAUGCUGAAGAAAGUCUUGCAAUGCGCAAGCUGCUUCGUGGUCCUCGGUACUUUGAUCCUCCAGAGGAACAAGGAGAGACGUGCUACAACUGCGGUAAACAAGGUCACAAAGCAGCGGACUGUUUGGAACAGCCACGAGAAAAGCCUUGUUAUGUGUGCGGCAAUUUCGGUCAUGCUGGUUACGAUUGUCCAGAGAAAACAGAGUGCUAUGAAUGUGGAAAGAGCGGGCAUGUUGCCCGACAUUGUCCAAAUAAAUAUCACAAGUCUCGCAGCGGCACUGGGAUUUGUCUUCUUUGUGGCAGAUUAGGGCAUGAUGCAUCUGUAUGCUCUGGAGAAUAUGACCCUCAAGACUUUAAGCAAGUGAGAUGCUACAUCUGCAAGCGAACAGGACAUCUGUGCUGUAUUGAAGUUUCGGACGCGUCUCCAACUCCUGUAUCUUGCUAUCAAUGUGGUGAUUUGGGGCACACUGGAGUGUCGUGCAAUAGACAGAACACGGAUCGAGGAGACAAGUCUUCAUGCUACAAAUGCGGACAGGAAGGUCACUUCGCCCGAGAAUGCCAUCAGAUGUACCAAGACUACAACAUCAAGCAGCGGCGUCAUUCAUGGCCAGCUCCUUGGUCUGCGGAUGAUGGAAGAUAUGGAGAGCAGGAAUCUCCCGUCACUCCAUAUAACCAUGGUAGGCCUCCUUCAUUUAAAAGCCGCCUGGAACAAGCGUCUUCUGGUAAAAGUAGGCAUCAUGAUGAGAGUCGAAGGGGAUCGAAGCGGAAAUGGAAAGAAGCUGAGGAUGACAGAUGGACACCCAGGUUGUCAGACAGACUCAUGGAUAGCCAUCGGCAUCGGUCACGGGAUUAAUUGAAUUAAUGCAUUGUUGGAAUCAAUUUGAUUGUCGGGUGCAGCGUAUCCCUCUUGUGCUUGGCCGCUAGAGGCACAUGCUCAAGGCAAAGCUUUGUACCAUUGUAUUUGCAGUUUGACCAUAACCAUCUGGAGCAGAUCUUGCAGCAGUGCUGUAAAUCUGAUCACCUUUGUAAACAGUUGGGCCGCAUUGCAAACUAUGCAAGAUAUCUGCGGAACCAUCGGAAGUGGUUCUAGCAAUGAAGACUCUAAAAUCUAGUGCAACAUGCUGUGGUGGGAAAAAACUCGGCACAGUAUGACCCAGGAAUCUUCGGUGGUAAUCGCGUAGUUUGGUCAAAGUUCAAAUAUUUAGGCUUCCAGGUGCUCAAGUUGCCAGACCUUGCAUCACUUGUAGGAGGAUUGACCUUCCUGCUCAAAAUGUUCAUGUUUUCUUCUGCUGUCAGUGAACCCUCAAGGUUGCAAAAGUUUGCUACACCA